AUGGGUGUGCAAAAGAAGACUCGCAAGUUCGCGCAGAUGAAGCGCGCCAUCAAGGCCCGCGAUGAGCGACUGAAGAAGCCGGAAGCGAAGAAGGAGACGCCCAAGGAGGAUCAGCUGACUCGUCAAGUUACCCAAGCCCCUUCGAACAUGUUCUUUGCCGCAAACACUGCCCUUGGCCCUCCCUACCACGUGCUGGUCGAUACCAACUUUGUUUCCCACGCUAUCCGAGCGAAGCAGGAUCUACUUACUUCGAUGAUGGACCUGCUAUACGCGAAGUGUGUUCCGACCUUCUCAGACUGCACCAUUGCGGAAUUGGAAAAGCUGGGUGACAAGUACCGCCUCGCACUUCGGGUUGCCAAAGACCCUCGGUGGUCUAGGGUCAAGUGCUCUCACAAGGGUACCUAUGCAGAUGACUGUAUCGUGGAUCGGGUGACGAAGCAUAGAAUUUACAUUGUGGCGACCAACGAUCAAGAUCUGUGUCGCCGUCUGCGCAAGAUUCCUGGUGUGCCCAUCAUGAAGGUUGCAAGGGGCAAAUUCACCAUCGAGAAGUUGCCCGAUGCUUUGGAUUAA
This is a messenger RNA of Aspergillus luchuensis, 570 nucleotides long. Its product is annotated as rRNA-processing FCF1 family protein. The record is from RefSeq and is a predicted model, not a curated record. The transcript has 4 exons. NCBI's taxonomy places the organism in Eukaryota, Fungi, Ascomycota, Eurotiomycetes, Eurotiales, Aspergillaceae. Gene Ontology annotation, cellular component: small-subunit processome; nucleolus. The coding region runs from base 1 to 570 and encodes 189 amino acids.